Molecule: messenger RNA, 225 nt
Organism: Colletotrichum navitas
Lineage: Eukaryota; Fungi; Ascomycota; Sordariomycetes; Glomerellales; Glomerellaceae
Product: At2g23090 like protein
Exons: 4
Coding region: 1-225 (74 amino acids)
Source: RefSeq, a predicted model, not a curated record
AUGGGCAACGGCGCAAAGGCUCAGCAGAAGCGUGAUCGCAACGCCAAGGACGCGAAGCCCAAGGGCUCCCAGCUCAAGGUGAACGCCGCGGCCAAGGACAUCCAGUGCCAGAUCUGCAAGGCCACCUUCCUCAAGACCACCAAGGCUCCCGCUCUGACCGAGCAUGCCGAGAACAAGCACAGCAAGGGACUCCCCGACUGCUUUCCCGCUUUCGCUGCCGCAUAA